AUGAAGCUCUCCAGCAGCGUUUUCUCCCUGGGCAUGGCCGGUCUCGCCGUCGCCACUCCGGUCCCCGUGCACCUCGACAUCCGCGCCGAUAAGUACUGGUACAUGAACGGCUGGGGCAAUCCCAACUGCCAGGGUUCCUUCUUGUGGGCCUACCAGGGGAACGGCAACGCAUGUGUCAAUGUCCCGGCGAUGGCGGCGUCGGUCAGCUUCGGCAUCUCCCCUGGUGUGGCGGAGCUUGGACUGGUAAACUUACCAACCUGUGGACUCGCGCGCUCCGCUCUCGUCGCCGGAACCCCCGACGCUACAACCAGCGACUUCAGUCCCACUGUGCAGCUGAUCGAGGUCAACGGUGAUGGCGACAGCGGCCUCGAAAAGCGACAAGUCCACACCAGUUGCAACAACAGCAAGGAAGGGGUUUGGGCUUUCCGAAUCAGAUGGGUUUGA
Molecule: messenger RNA, 444 nt
Organism: Podospora anserina S mat+
Lineage: Eukaryota; Fungi; Ascomycota; Sordariomycetes; Sordariales; Podosporaceae
Exons: 3
Coding region: 1-444 (147 amino acids)
Source: RefSeq, a predicted model, not a curated record